AUGUUGCUAUCUCUCUUUCUCUCCUCUGUGCUUCUUACUUGGGACACUGCAACCGCAUUCACUUUGCCGUUUCCGUGGCCAUGUUGCACAUCAACUACCACAUUCACCUUGUCCGGAGGCUAUACCGUCACCAGAACUGAGACGGUGACCACGAUUUCAAUUGACACUGUGUCUACUACAAGUUAUGUGCCCACAGCCAUCAAUUGCUUGCCUACAGCGACAACCAUCAAGCCAUAUCCUUUUGGCAUACCUUUGGAAGAACGUGACGCUGCUUCUGCAGCUGGUAUAGGUUGCAGCCCGAUCACCAUCAUACCGCCCUCGAUCACAGGGUUUCCAUGCACCGAAGUGGUAGGAUCGUUUGAUAUAGUAACUGAUACCGAAACAAUCACCACCAGCGGUAUUGCUACUCAAACCAUCACACCCACCAUUGUUGAAACCGUCACCGAAACAUGGAUCCUCCCGACUCCAAGCAUCUACAGAGGCGUAAACUACUACCAAUAUCUGAACGACUACUUCUACCCGGACGGUGACAAGGGUUGCCGGACCUGCGGUUACGGCGGUGGAGGCUACGAGACUUCAGACUGGAACGGCAAUUACAGCUAUUACACCAACGGCACCACUCAGCAGAUCAAUUUCGAGUCGGAGAACUAUCCUAGUUACUCCACAAUCUUGUGUCAGUUACCCAGCCAAGCUGCGGCCACUGAUUGCUCGCAAUGGACUGUCGUAUUCCAGGGCUAUCUCCACGCCACUCAAACGGGAAAUUAUACUGUAGCCCCAUAUCUUGGCGAGGAUAACGCUCUGUUCUUCUGGGGCGGAGAGAAAGCGUAUAGAAGCUAUGCGAAUAAUAACACCGACGGUGGAGUUAGUUAUACUCAGCCGGCUGGUCUUCCGCAUACGUUCAGUUAUGAGAUGGUGGCAGGCGAAUUUUUGCCCAUUACGUUUAUUUAUGCCAAUGGAUAUGGGCCGGCGCUGAAUCGGUUGACUAUUACGAGUCCGAAUGGGACUACGUAUCCACAGGAUCUAGGCUUUUUUGUGCCGCCGUGCCCCGACAGUCCUUUCGUGCCAUAG
This is a messenger RNA of Talaromyces stipitatus ATCC 10500, 1068 nucleotides long. RefSeq lists its product as uncharacterized. The transcript is spliced from 3 exons. The record is from RefSeq and is a predicted model, not a curated record. The coding region runs from base 1 to 1068 and encodes 355 amino acids. NCBI's taxonomy places the organism in Eukaryota, Fungi, Ascomycota, Eurotiomycetes, Eurotiales, Trichocomaceae.